Molecule: messenger RNA, 1395 nt
Organism: Pungitius pungitius (ninespine stickleback)
Lineage: Eukaryota; Metazoa; Chordata; Actinopteri; Perciformes; Gasterosteidae
Gene: gnb3a
Product: guanine nucleotide binding protein (G protein), beta polypeptide 3a
Exons: 9
Coding region: 303-1325 (340 amino acids)
Biological process (GO): G protein-coupled receptor signaling pathway
Cellular component (GO): heterotrimeric G-protein complex; cytoplasm
Molecular function (GO): signaling receptor complex adaptor activity; protein binding
Source: RefSeq, a predicted model, not a curated record
GGUUUAUCCCCUCAUUACUGAUCUCCCUUCAUCCCUCCAAUCCUCAUCUGUUCCUCAUAGGGGCAUUGGAUAGAGGGAGUGACGGAGGAAUAUCCCACUGUCUGUGAUACCAAAAGUGAAUGAGCGUGACAAAGUGUAGCAACAGGCAGGCUGAACUUAUGACAACCAUCAGAGGGAGAGCGCUGGAGGAAGAGUGAUUGAAAAUCUGCCGCAUUACCUUGAGUGGAGUCUCCUAAUUGGAUUAUCAGCUCUCCUGCCAUCUCUCCUAUAUCCAUUGGUGAAAGCGCCUAACAACCAUCGCCAUGGGUGAAAUGGAGCAGUUGCGAAAGGAGGCGGACAACCUCAAAGACCAGAUCACCACGGCUCGCAAGGCGGUGCAGGACACCACGCUGCAAGAGGCAGCAGCCGAGAUCACCGCUGUGGGACGCGUCCAGCUGAAGACCAGGAAGACACUGAGGGGUCACCUCGCCAAGAUCUACGCUAUGCACUGGGGCGCUGACUCAACGUUGUGUGUCAGUGCCUCUCAAGAUGGAAAACUCAUAGUGUGGGACAGCAUUUCAACUAACAAGGUGAAUGCCAUUCCUCUCAAGUCAUCGUGGGUGAUGACUUGUGCAUAUGCACCUUCGGGGAACCUGGUGGCUUGUGGCGGCCUCGACAACAUGUGCUCCAUCUACAACCUCAAGGGCAAGGAUGGAAACGUCAAAGUCAUGCGUGAGCUGGCGGCGCACACAGGUUACCUGUCCUGCUGUCGCUUCCUCAGUGACACGGAGAUCAUCACCAGCUCUGGAGACUGCACCUGCGUACUGUGGGACAUUGAGACGGGGACCCAAAAGACAGUCUUUGCAGGACACCAGGGAGACUGCAUGUCCCUGGCCGUGUCCCCAGACUUUAAGUUCUUCAUCUCAGGGGCGUGUGACUUCACAGCCAAGCUGUGGGACAUCAGGGAGGAGCAAUGCAGACAGACCUUUGGGGGCCAUGAGAGUGACAUCAAUGCGAUCGGGUUCUUCCCCAAUGGCAACGCAGUGAUAACGGGCUCGGAUGACGCCACGUGUAAACUGCACGACCUGCGAGCUGACCAGGACCUGAUCACCUACCAGGACUCCAGCAUCAUGUGUGGGGUCACCUCCCUCGCCCCCUCCCUGUCUGGACGCCUGAUACUGGCUGGCUAUGACGACUUCAACGUCAACAUCUGGGACACACUGAAAUCGGAGAGAGUGGGGGUCCUGGCUGGUCAUGACAACAGAGUGAGCUGUAUCGGGGUGUCCUCAGACGGGAUGGCGUGCUGCACGGGAUCCUGGGACAGCUUCCUCAAGAUAUGGAACUGAGGCCGCUUCUCACCAGCGAGCGGAAAGAGAGCAGUAAUUAUCGACCUGGUAGAAAGUGAAGAAUAUAGAA